CAACAGGAUGCGAUUGAUCGUGCAAACGAAUACAAAGAUUUGAUUAACAGCAUCAAACUCGAUGAAAAAGCCUUGAAAAAAAUGCAAGAAAAGAGUAACACCUUGCCAAAGUUACAGCAAAAAACUAUUUCAUCAUCUACGAAUAUUGCACCACAACCUAAGUUAACAUCACCGACAGAAAAUGAUAAUCUUCAAUCCACGUCUCCGAGUGCAGUUUUGUCGGAAAAUUCUUUGACAAAAAAUGAUGUGGAGUGGUUAUUGGCAGCUAUGAACGAAAUACACGAUGCAGUAGAUCAUAUUGAAGUUCAAUACGUGGGUGAUUUGGUGGUUCCUUUGGCGUGGACCGCAUCAUCGCCUGUCCAUCCUGUUCACGGAUAA
Molecule: messenger RNA, 378 nt
Organism: Ambispora leptoticha
Lineage: Eukaryota; Fungi; Glomeromycota; Glomeromycetes; Archaeosporales; Ambisporaceae
Source: the annotation of a GenBank genome assembly